Nematostella vectensis (starlet sea anemone) is the source of this 2266-nucleotide messenger RNA. RefSeq names its product X-ray repair cross-complementing protein 6. The transcript is spliced from 23 exons. The record is from RefSeq and is a predicted model, not a curated record. Gene Ontology annotation, biological process: double-strand break repair via nonhomologous end joining; telomere maintenance; cellular response to X-ray. Lineage: Eukaryota; Metazoa; Cnidaria; Anthozoa; Actiniaria; Edwardsiidae. Gene Ontology annotation, molecular function: DNA helicase activity; damaged DNA binding; telomeric repeat DNA binding. Gene Ontology annotation, cellular component: nucleus; Ku70:Ku80 complex. Bases 192 to 2015 code for a protein of 607 amino acids.
AAAACAUAUUUAAAUUACGGGUUAGCUAUGCUUUGUUUUACCGCGAGAGACUGGUAAAUCUUCGCGGGGAACUUCGAUUUUUCUUGUAGCUCGGCCAUUUUCAGUAAAGAAUCAGAAGACAUCGUCUUUUUCACAGGCGUGCCUUAUUCUGUUUCCAUUCGAUUUUCAGCGAGCCUCAUAAUUGUGCAGGCAUGGCUUUUGAUAACUUUGGUUCAGCCAUGAAGGACCUGUUUGAUUUUGAAGAUGGUGAAGAGGAAACAGAAACUUCUCAGGAGAGUGGUUGGCAAGGGAAGGACUGCCUCCUCUUUGCGAUAGACUGCUCACCACUGAUGUUCAAGCCUGUCAACGGAGAAAUUCCAUUCCAACUUGUCAUCAAGUGUGCUAUUAAUGUACUGAAGAACAAGAUUAUCAGCAGUGAUAAGGAUUUGAUGGCCAUUGUCUUCUUUGCAACAGAGAAGCAUAAAAACAAGACAGACUUCAAGCAUGUCUACAUUCUUCAGGAGCUGGAUCAGCCAGAUGCAUCACGCAUCCUUGAACUUGAAAAGUUCUUAGAAGAUGAUAACUGUAAUGAUUUUAGCAGUAAUUUUGGACACAACACUGGGUUUUCUCUGAGUGAUGUUCUAUGGACGUGCUCCAACAUAUUUUCUCAAUGCACGCAGAAGGUUAGUCACAAGAGAAUUAUGCUGUUUACAAACUGUGACCAUCCUCACAUUGAUGACCUUCAUCUUCAAAAAAGAGCAAAGACUAAGGCAGAGGAUUUAAGAGAAGUUGGUAUUAACAUUGAGCUGCUGAGCAUGCUGCCUGCUGGAGGCUCGUUUGAUCCCAGUGCAUUCUACCAGGACAUUGUGGUAUUUGAAGAAGACGAAGAUGGUAGAAUAUCAAACGCUGCUGAGAAAUUUGAAGAGCUCUUACGCAGAGUUCAAAAGAAAGAUCACAAGAAAAGGUCAAUGGGAAGUAUACCAUUCACAAUAUCAGAGGGUGUUGAGUUUGGAGUGAACAUAUUUAAUCUGUGCCGAUCAGCUACAAAAUCCAGCUAUGUUAAUCUCGACAGUCGGACAAAUGAAGAUUGCCAAGUCCACACCAAAUACAUUUGUAAGGAUACUGGUGCCGAGCUGAUGCCAACAGAUAUAAAAUUCUAUCAGAAGUUUGGUGGAGAGAAGAUAAUAUUUGAAAAGGAAGAGGUAGCUUCCAUGAAGAAAUUUGGUGAUCCUGGCUUGCUACUGAUGGGGUUUAAGCCUAGGGUAACACUGAAAAGAUUCUACCAUGUAAAGCCAGCACACUUCAUAUACCCAGAUGAAAAGUCAAUCACAGGUAGUACCACACUUUUUUCUGCCCUUUUGACCAAAUGUCUGGAUAGAGAUGUUGUUCCUAUUUGCCGGUACAUCCCAAGAGGCUCAGCAGCCCCAAGUUUUGUUGCACUUCUCCCUCAGGAAGAGGAGUAUGAUGACAGUAAUGUUCAGGUGACUCCACCCGGAUUCCAUGUUAUCUUCCUUCCGUUUGCUGAUGAUAUGAGGAAACUCAAAUACCCCAAGAAACCAGAAGUAUCGGAAGACCAGAUUGAGAAGGCUCAGAAAAUAAUAAGAAAGCUGCACUUCACAUUUGAUAGCACAUCAUUUGAGAACCCAACUCUUCAGAAACACUUUAACAGUCUUGAGGCUCUUGCCUUGGACAGAGAUGCCCCAGAAGAGGUUAAUGACUUGACAGUCCCUGAUGUUGAGCGAAUUGACCGCAGAGCUGGUGAACUUCUACAAGAAUUCAAGGAACUUGUUUAUCCUGAAAACUAUGAUCCCGAAGCAAAGGCUGGAGCAAAGCGAAAGGCUGGUGCUGCUGGAGGUGCUGCCAAGAGAGGCAAACAAGAUGGUCAGCCUGUGGAUAUCAGACAGGAAGCACUUAGUGGGAGGUUGUCAAAACUCACUGUCCCAGUUCUACGUGAAUUUGCAAAACAAGAAGGGAUCAAAUGUGGGACAAAAAAGGCGGAUCUGGUCGAUGCUAUAAACCGUCACUUUGGGGUCUAGAUAUCAUCUUUUUUACCCAAACCUUAAAUCAAAAGGAGUGAGUGAAAGGCAAUCGUGCACUUAACAUAGGACACAGAUUUUGUUGGUGAUAAAAAAAAUAUAGUGGUUGUAGGUAGUGAUAAUUUUAUUAAAACCUGAUUUUCCUUACAGAACACACAAUAUUCUCUGCUUGUAAAUAGGUAAAUUUAAAAUUGAAAUGCUGUACAUGAAUUUGUAAAAAAAUAUUGACUUGGCACAAGAAUUUUCAACCA